Fragaria vesca subsp. vesca is the source of this 1898-nucleotide messenger RNA. RefSeq names its product GPCR-type G protein 1-like. Gene Ontology annotation, cellular component: membrane. Gene Ontology annotation, molecular function: abscisic acid binding. NCBI's taxonomy places the organism in Eukaryota, Viridiplantae, Streptophyta, Magnoliopsida, Rosales, Rosaceae. The transcript is spliced from 12 exons. The coding region runs from base 149 to 1546 and encodes 465 amino acids. Gene Ontology annotation, biological process: response to abscisic acid. The record is from RefSeq and is a predicted model, not a curated record.
ACAGUUCUAGUGUUAUUUUUAUGUAUGUGAAAUAGAGAGAUCAGAGACCUGCUGGUUGCUAUGAGCGAGAAACGAAAGAGUAAAAGAGUAAAAGUGUAGAGUAAACGGUGCGAGAUCUGCACAAGGAAGAAGAGAGAAAGAGAGGGAGAUGGGUUGGGGUUGGGGAAUAUGGGAGGGAGUGGUAGCGCUGGGAUCUCUGGGGCUGCUGGGUUGGACCGGUCUGUGGUUCUUGAACCGGAGGCUGUACAAAGAGUACGAAGAGAAGAGGGUCUUAGUCCAGAUCAUUUUCAGCGUCGUCUUCGCCUUCUCUUGUAAUCUGCUGCAGCUCGUCCUCUUCGAGAUCAUCCCCCUUCUCUCCCAGAGGGCCCGAUGGCUCAACUGGAAGCUCGAUUUGUUUUGCCUCAUACUCUUACUGGUUUUCCUGCUGCCUUACUACCACUGUUUUCUCAUGCUUCGCAACAAUGGACUCCGGAAAGAGCGCGCCGCUUUUGGAUCCGCCCUGUUCCUCCUGGCUUUCCUCUACGCUUUCUGGCGCAUGGGAAUUCACUUCCCUAUGCCUUCCCCUGACAAAGGCUUCUUCACAAUGCCUCAACUCGUCAGUCGCAUUGGUGUCAUUGGCGUUACCGUCAUGGCCGUCUUGUCUGGCUUUGGAGCUGUCAAUCUCCCCUACAGUUACUUAUCUCUCUUCAUCAGAGAGAUUGACGAUUCCGAGAUCAAGUCCUUGGAAAGACAGCUCAUGCAAUCCAUCGAGAGUUGUAUUACUAAGAAAAAGAAGAUCAUUCUUUCUCAGAUGGAGAUGGAAAGGAUUCAAGGAUCCCAAGAGAAAUUAAAGUCUAGAUCUUUCUUCAAAAGAAUUGUUGGCACUGUUGUGCGAUCUGUGCAAGAGGAUCAGAAGGAGCAAGACAUGGAAGCAGAAGUGCAAUCAUUAGAAGAGCUUUCGAAGCAGCUAUUCCUGGAAAUAUACGAACUUCGUCAAGCAAAGGAGGCUGCGGCUUAUUCUCGUACCUGGAGAGGUCAUAUGCAGAAUCUACUUGGCUAUGCAUGUUCAAUCUACUGUGUUUAUAAAAUGAUUAAGUCUCUGCAAAGUGUUGUUUUCAAGGAGGCUGGCUCUGUCGAUCCUGUAACGAUGACGAUUAGCAUAUUUCUGCAGUUUUUUGACAUUGGCAUCAAUGCAGCGUUAUUGUCACAGUAUAUAUCACUCUUGUUCAUUGGAAUGUUGAUUGUCAUAUCAGUACGGGGAUUCUUGACAAAUUUGAUGAAGUUCUUUUUUGCAGUUUCCAGAGUUGGAAGUGGAUCUUCUAGCAAUGUCGUACUGUUUCUGUCAGAAAUUAUGGGAAUGUACUUUGUGUCUUCUAUUCUUUUGAUCAGAAAAAGCUUGGCAACUGAGUACAGGAUGAUCAUAACAGAUGUUUUGGGUGGAGAUAUUCAGUUUGACUUCUAUCACCGUUGGUUUGAUGCUAUAUUUGUGGCCAGUGCUUUCCUUUCUCUGCUGUUGCUUUCUGCACAUUAUACAUCUCGGCAAGCUGACAAACACCCAAUCGAUUAAUGUGAUUUAAUGCCAAGUACAGGCAUUAGCAGUGGUGAACUUCCACGGCGGUUGGUUGCGCUCGUUACCGGAAGACUUCUACAGUGGUAUAGAAACACACAGGACAAUGCAGCCUUGCUGGCUAACAAAACCUGAAUUGCUUUUAUUAUGCAUAAAUGUUGGAGGUCGAAGACUGGGAGAAAUGUGGUGUUAAAUCUGCAAACCAUAAAAUGUGGCUCAUCAAGACUCAAGUGUGCGUACAGGAAUUAGUAGGUGUAUGUGUAUCUAACCAGAUAUUCCUAAACUUGUAAUUUUGACAAAGAAAGAAACCAAAGUACAAGGGAAAAGAGUUUGCUUGCCAUGAUUCUAAGCC